AUGGAUACACAGAAGCUUGAAUUACUUUGUCACGCUGGACCUAUUACAGCCCUAGCAAUCUGUGGACAAAAGAUUAUUUGGGGUUGUGGUAGUGAAAUAUCUGUGUUUGAUGUGACCCUAAAGAAAUUGGAAACAAGGCGACAAAUCCUUGUUGGAGCUUCGGUGCAUGGAAUUAAAAUUGGUCCGUCAGAUGGGAUAUCUCAUCUUGUUUGUGUAUAUGGAGCCAAGCAAGCUAUUGUAGUGUGUAUUCAGCCUGUAGAGCAAAAUAAUGACCUAAUUAUUUUGUCAGAUGUCAUGCACUUGAGUGAUUGGAUAUGGGAUGUUAAAUGGCUGAACGACCAGGGUGACACUGGAAGUAUUGCUGUAGCACUAGCUCAUAAUUCAGUGGUGAGAUGGAACUGGAAGUCAAAGAUCAUUUCCUGUCACAGGGAAUGUUCAGAAAAGUGCAUUCUAUACUGUGCACAUUUUAUAGGCCAAACAUGGGAGAAUUUGGUUCUUGCAGCAGGAACCGUCUUCAAUCAAAUUGUAUUAUGGCCAGUAGCCAGCAGCUCCCCAGCAGUUGAUGGUCCUGUUGAAGUAAUGCAUACAUUUUCUGGACAUCAGGGUGUUAUCUUCUCAAUCAAGUAUCAUCCCGACCUUCAGAGAUUGUGCUCAGUAUCUGAUGAUCGUAGCAUCCACAUGUGGCAGCUGACUUUCCCUCAUGGGAAUUUAUUAGACCCUACCCCAGAAGACUGGAGAUCUGUUAAAUACGAUCUGAUUCUUCUGUUAUAUGGCCACUCUGCAAGGGUUUGGGAUGUUGCUCUGGCAGCCACUUACUUUGCAAGUGUAGGAGAGGAUGCUACAUGUUGCAUCUGGAGCUAUUCUGGAAAUGUGUUGCACAAGUUUAAAGGACACAAGGGCCGCAGCAUAUGGGGACUGGCAAUAGCAGAAGAUGAACAGUUUGUGUUGACAGCUGGCGGAGAUGGAAGUGUUAGAAUGUGGGAGGUUCAUGGAGAGAAGACUAAGAAAACUCUGCAAAGGGUGAUUUCAGUUCCCCAGAACACUGAGCUGAUUCAAGAUGAUUUUCCUAGAAUUGUUGAGAUGCUCAACUUUGAUCUUGUCCUGAUAAUGAUGAAUUCUGGAAAUCUGUACUCAUACAGUGUAAGCAACCAACAGUUUGUGUUGGUACUAUCUGACAAUGUCUUCAAGUCUUACAGUGUGGUUAGUCCUUGUCCAGACAAGACAACCGUGGCACUUGGGAGCAUGUCCGGAGUUGUGCGCAUUAUUCAGCUGUCAGAAACUCAACAUGAAGAAACAAAAUCAGCAGAGAUGAAUCUUUUUCCUGGCAAAGUUUUGGCUUUGGCUUGGUUAGACUCCUGUCACCUCCUGGCCUCAGGCCCGGAUGGAGUUUGUCUGCUGCUGAAAAUGGACACAGUUCGAGGCAAAGAAAGAGAUGAUUUCACAUUGUGCAUCAAGAAACAGUACCAGCUGUCACUACCUCCCAGUAAACACAGAUGGAUAACAGCAGCUUGUAGUGUUCCAUCUUCAGACAAGACAUGUAGUUUCUCACAUUCUUUCAUUGUCUGUGGCGACAAGGAUGGUUCUGUUCAUUUAUAUGGGAUGGCAGAUGGCAGUGAUUGCAACAGUGAACCAGAACUUAAGCCAUUAAACAGUUCUGUGAAAGUUCACGGAAAAGCUGGCGUGACUUUCGUGUGCUACAGGGAUGGAGUUGUCUAUACUGCAGGAAGAGAUGGCUUCUACAGAGAGUGGAAGGUGCUGGCUGGGUAUCUCUCACAGCUCCAUGGCAACAAGAUUAUCAAGGGUUUUGAAUGGAUUGAUCGGCUGGAGUGGUAUAACAAUGAUCUUUUGGUCUACGGAUUUUUCUCAUCCUUGUUUGUGGUUUGGAGUGUUACCUGCAACCAACAGCUGAUGUCAGUUAGUUGCGGUGGAGGUCAUAGGUCAUGGGGUUGCUGCCAUGACAAUGAGACGCUGCGAUUCAUUUACCUCAAAGCUGGGAAGGUAUACAUGGUGGACAGUGGUCAUGAAACUAAGCAGACGUUGGUGCAGCCUGCUCUACAUGGGAACAAAAUUUGUGAGGCCAAGAUAAUGAGAAUUAUGUCACAUGGCACAGAUAGGCCUGUCCAUUUGGUUUGUACUGCCAGUGAAGAUACGACUGUAAAUAUUGGAGUAUUUGUUUAUGUUGACAAUCUUUACAUCUGGAGACCUAUCAGUACGCUCAAAGGUCACCUGUCUAGUGUCCGUGCUCUAGCACUCUCUUCACACCAUGCAGUUCAGCAGUACACAUUCAGCAACAAAGGGGAUUCAGAUGAUCUGCAGUUUCAUCGGACACAUCUGAAUCCUUCAGCAGGCAGAGAUGGUCACUUUAUAUUGUUUACCGGAGGAGGACGUGCAGAAAUUAAUGCUUGGAAACUCAGCAUUGUUAUAGAAGAUUCCAGUACAUUUCAAAACCUUAAAGAAUUAAACCACACGGAUGUGAAUUGUUUUACUGCAGAUUUAAGCUGUGAUGUGAAGCAGUCUGUGUAUGAAAAUAUUCAUAGUUCUCACAAUGACAGACUUCACAAUGGUAUUAUACCGAAUGGUUCAUCAGAAGACUGUUCAGUCCAAGAACCAGACUCUCAUUUACACAGGAAAUCAAGUCACACUGAGUCAUUCACUCCACCCAACAGUGUUCUGUCUGACACAUCAGAUCAAAUUGUGUGCAACUACCAACAUCUGUCCAGAUACUUCCUUGGAGAGUCACGACACAAGCGAUUUCAUUGGAAAUCUCAAAAACUGAGUUUGGAUCCAGAGACAAGAGUUAUGUCUCUUGAUGCUUCCUGUGUAGCUGUUCUCUGGAAUGGAUUUCACGAUAAAGUUGCUGAUGUAAAUAAAGCACCUUUCCCUGGGGCACUGAAAUAUCUUUCUAGAGUUCAUAUUGUAUCUUCUGCUGGCUCAGAUGGGAUAUUCAGAGUCUUUGCUUUUGAUGAAGACUCCAGAACAUUUGCAAGUUUAGCAGAAACCACUUAUCAUCAAGGAUGUGUCUUGAAAGUUAUGCACUAUGUUCAUUACUUUGAGUCAAAACAUAUUUCAUUGGCCAUGUCCACAUCCACAAAUGGAAAUGUUGUCUUCUGGCAGUUGGAUGCACUCGUGAACCAGUUAGCCUCAACAGUUUUGUCCAAACGUCUUCCAGAAUCUCAUUCAAAUUGUGAUCAGAGGCAGACCCUGAUAAAAGAAGGUAUGCCGAACAACGUGGAAAUGAAAAGUGAAAAAUUUGCUGAUGUCGGUGAUGAGAAAUGUGAUACUGAUGGUGAUGAUGACAAAGAUGAUACUGAUGAUGACGAUGCAGAUGCAUUGUUCAAGACCAACCUCAAAAUAGAAUCAGACUGGAAGCCAUUGUCAAGCCUGAAAGCACACCAGUCAGGUGUUAACAGCCUCCAUGCUUUUCAGAUAUCUGUAUCACAGUUUCUGCUAGCAUCUGGAGGAGACGACAAUGCAGUGACAGUUAGUCUUUUGGAGAUCUCAGAUUUAGCCUUGAAAGAGCUGGCUAAGGUUUCAAAAGAAGAUGCACAUGCAGCACAAGUUACAGGAGUUCAGCUGAUUUCUUCUGCUCUUCUUGUUUCGGUCUCUAUUGACCAGAGAGUCUGUUUAUGGGGAAUAGACUAUUUGCCACAAAAUCAUAUGCAGUUACAAUUGGUAGCCUGCAGAUACAUCAGUGUUGCUGAUGUUUCCAGCAUGUCUGCUUAUCUUUACCAGAAUUCAGUGUACCUUUGCAUUGGGGGAGAAGGCUUGUGUUUGUAUAAACUUACUGAUAAGGAAUCUUUGCAUGGAUGA
Candidula unifasciata is the source of this 3810-nucleotide messenger RNA. The record is from the annotation of a GenBank genome assembly. Lineage: Eukaryota; Metazoa; Mollusca; Gastropoda; Stylommatophora; Geomitridae.